GCAGACAGAAGAGCAGCAUGAGGCCUGAGAACCAGAGCAGCGUGUCCCAGUUCCUCCUCCUGGGGCUCCCCAUCCCGCCAGGGCAGCAGGGCGUGUUCUUCACCCUGUUCCUGGGCAUGUACCUGACCACGGUGCUGGGCAACCUGCUCAUCAUCCUGCUCAUCAGGCUGGAUUCUCGCCUGCACACGCCCAUGUACUUCUUCCUCAGUCACUUGGCCUUCUCUGACAUUUCUCUUUCAUCUGUCACUGUCCCUAAGAUGCUCAUGAACAUGCAGACUGAGCGUCAAUCCAUCCCCAAUGUGGGAUGUAUUACUCAGUUGUAUUUUUUCAUUCAUUUUGCUAGUCUUGAUAAUUUUCUUCUGACUGUGAUGGCAUACGACAGGUACGUGGCCAUCUGUCAUCCUCUGUACUACACCACCAUCAUGAAGGAGGGGCUGCUUGCAUUGCUGGUGGCUGGCUCUUGGAUAGUUGCCUGUGUCCAUGCUCUUUUUCAUACCCUCCUCUUGGUCCGACUGUCUUUCUGUGCUGACAAUACCAUCAUCCACUUCUUCUGUGACCUCGCUGCACUCCUAAAGCUGAGCUGUUCAGAUACCUCCCUCAAUGAGCUGGUCAUAUUCACUGAGGGAGGAAUGAUUUUCUUUUUGUGUUUUGGUGUUAUUUCAUGCUCCUAUAUCCGUAUAGGGACCAUCAUUCUGAGGGUCCCCUCCACUAAGAGACUCUAUAAAGCCUUUUCUACCUGUGGCUCCCAUCUCUCUGUGGUGUCUUUAUACUACGGGACAGUGGCAGGUGUUUACUUUUCCUCCUCAUCAUGGGGUUCCAAAGACAUAAUUGCUUCAGUCAUGUAUACAGUAGUUACCCCCAUGCUGAACCCCUUCAUCUACAGCCUGAGGAACAGAGAUAUCAAACAGGCCUUAGAGAUGUGUGUCAAUAGGGUUAAGUUCUUUAAGCAGCAAUCACUAGAUCCUCCUGUUGUAGUCAGGAGCACAGUGAGAUAG
Molecule: messenger RNA, 995 nt
Organism: Myotis myotis
Lineage: Eukaryota; Metazoa; Chordata; Mammalia; Chiroptera; Vespertilionidae
Product: olfactory receptor 1J4-like
Exons: 1
Coding region: 18-995 (325 amino acids)
Biological process (GO): G protein-coupled receptor signaling pathway
Cellular component (GO): membrane
Molecular function (GO): G protein-coupled receptor activity; olfactory receptor activity
Source: RefSeq, a predicted model, not a curated record